AAACUUUAUAGGAGUGUAGUUGAGAUCAAGAUGAAGGCUGAGGACUCCUAAUAAUCAGUGUUGGGGAGUAAAUUCCAUGUAAUGGGAUAACAUUGCCUAAUUAAAUUACAAAAUAAAUGUAAUUGUAAUCUGUUACAAUUACUGAGAAAGAAUGUGUUAUGAAAUCACAGACACUAAUUAAAAUGUUAGAUCAGAAUAUAUUGUUUUCAGUAAAAUGUUGAUAUGUAGAAUCUAAAACUGAGCAGGAACUCCCGUUGGUGUACAUGUGGGUCAGCAGGUGACAGGUGUGAGAUCUCACACUCUUCAUUCAGCAAUGUGUUUUCAUUAGAUAUUCAACACCAACAGAUGGUUCACAGUGGUACUGAAAAGUAAUCAAAAAGUAAUCAAAUGUAAUAAAUACAUUACUUUGAUGAAGUAAUUAAACGUUACAUUAUUCAUUACAUUUUAAUCUGUAACCUAUUCCAUUUCAAAAGCAACCUUCCCAACCCUGGGCUCAGGUGUACAGCUGCUUAAAGGCAAAUAAGCUUCUGUUAUCUGUUACCUGUGAUGGUACUGAAUACUGAGCUGACCUGCAGUCAGUCUCAUACUGUCACCCUGACAGACCACAACGAGCUGCUUUGUUCCAGAGGCUCUGUGACUCUACAGGUCUGUGCUGCUGCCUACAGAGGACACUGUGGUACUUCCUGUGAGGUGUGAGGUGGAUAAGCGCUCUGUCUCUCUCUCUCUCUCCCUCCCUCCCUCUCUCUCUCUCUCUCUCUCUCUCUCUCUCUCUGCGUCUCCUUCCAUGCUCCUUCACUUCCACCCCAACCGGCUCCGGUCUCCGGUCUUAAGACAGCGUCUCCACCAUGAACGUACCCCGUUCAUAGAGAAGGCUUGUUCUGCUUUGUGGUUCGUGGUUUCCUCUGCCGGUGGAUUAAGAGCGGUGCGGUGUGAUCUGGGUCACCGGGGCCCGUGUAGGAUAAGGAUCUGUCUCCGAAGCCCGGUGUGUAAUCCAUCAUGGAUCUGGUUUUCAUAACAGCCUAAGUGUCGUCCUACAGCUGUGAGAGGACCCCCGGUUUAUUAGGGCAACAUUAGAAACAGCUGGGACAUGGAAGGUCACGGAGCGGAUUUGAGCCAGCGGCCCGACGAGGAGCUGCUGAUGCUGGGGAAGGAAGAUCUGAUCCGGAGACUGAGGAGGCUGGAGAGCCGCAACAUGGCCCUGAUGCUGGAGCACGGGAACAUGAUGAAAGACGUGAACCGGAGACUGCAGGUCCACCUCCACGAGAUCCGGAGUCUGAAAGAGGUCAACCAGAAACUGCAGGACGACAACCAGGAGCUGAGAGAGCUGUGCUGCUUCCUGGACGACGACCGGCAGAAGGGGAAGAAGGUGUCCCGGGAGUGGCAGCGGUUCGGCCGCUACACGGCCGGCGUCCUGUGGAAAGACGUCGGACUUUACCAACAGAAGCUGACGGAGCUGGAGGCCGGUCAGGAAGCGCUGAGGACGGAGAACACGGAGCUGAAGGAGAUCGUCCUGAUGCUGGAUGAGGAGAGGAGCGGAGCCGGCUCCCGGAGCUCCAUCGACAGCCAGUCCAGCAGCCUGAGCAACCUGAACGGCUCGGUGUCGGCUCGGGACGUGGGGGAUGGUAGUAGCACAUCCAGUACUGGGAGCGUCGGUAGUCCUGACCACCACUCCCACAACCACUUCCACAAAGCACCCGAGGGAAAGACAGCACCUCAGAGGAGGUCUAUGCAUGACCUGUCCGCCGACCACUUCCAGCGAGGAGCCGACGCAUCAGCCAGCUACAUCAGACAGCUGGAGAACAAGGUGAGGACACUCGAGGAUGAAAACAAGCAGCUGCUAUCACAGGCUAAUGGAUGGGACAUAACAACUCUGAGGAAGGGUUUGUCUCUCUGUCAUUCAGACACUCAGCACUCACAGGACAACAUGCACAAUGUGCUGGAUGUCCAUGAGAGGCUGGCCAGGCAGAGCUCACAGGAGUAUGAUGAAGACCUCAGUGAGAACGAGAAGGUCAUUGUCAGAGACAUGUGCAACGUGGUUUGGAGGAAGCUGGGUGAUGCUGCUGGCUCCAGUUCAAAGGGCCCUCUUAGUUGUCAAACACCAGGUGAAGCCACCAAUGUUCCCAGCAGACCUACAAUCCCAGUUUGGACUGGAAGCUUUUAAACUCAGUGUUUUCUCUUGGCUGAUGAAUUACAGCGUCCUCAGUCUGAAUUAAACUGACGGAUGUACGUCUCAGUUCUACCGGGACAUAGUCCUGAAAUGCCAACAAACCACCAAUCUUGGAUCUGGAUCUCACACAUAGACUAUAAACGCCGGGUUUGGGUUUACCAUCAUCUUCGAAAACAGAAAAGGUACAGCAGAAGAGGUACAACACGUGGCAAUCACCACAGCUGUGAAAGCACAGUUAGAAUUGACAAAGUCUAUGAAGGAUUGAAGCUUACCUCAUCAUAACCUGUCUGAGACUUGGGUCACAAACUUCACAUGUUGAUGAGCCUGUUGAAAUACGACUGCUACUUGCAAGUUAUCUUAUGAACACAAAAUCAUCAAAAGUCUAUUUAUCUUCCUCUUUUAAUGUUAAUACAGAAACAGUAGAAGUAUACAAGCAUGCACUAACACUGCUCUUGACUCUUGACUCUAUAACUUAUCAUUUCUGUAUUUAUUAAUACUCAGUCACGAUCAGACCACAACUCCUACACAUGAAGCUGUGAAAAUGAGAAAUGUCACACUCACUGUGUUGCACACGAAUGAACCGAAUUCUCGACCAUAGUCAGUGUCUCUAUUCCGUCGGCAUUGGUUUCACUUCUUGGGAGACAUGGCUGUGCUGUCUUACCCACAGUGAGACUGAUAUCAACUUCACAGAGACAGGACAUCGUUAGUUCAGCACAGCCCCCAUCAAACUGUAUUAUUUAUAUGGUGUAUCUUGUUAGCUAAUAAGCUAGAGCUCCCGGUGUUACUGCCAAGUACCUUUAACAUGGCAAUUUCCUGAGUCUCUCAGUGUGUGUGGAUAAGACAGCUUACAAUUGUUCAGGUGAAUGAACGCUGCAGUUCCAAUAAUUUAAUUCCUGCCAUGGCCAUUUUAGGUUAGUAGUCUGUGAUGUCCUGUGAGCGAAUGUCAAAAAUAUGGCUGUACAAUUUAUGAAAUGUGGACUGUGCAGGUGCCUACAUGUCCUUGUACCAUGGGACUCCUGCAGUGAAGGAAACCACUGUAAUCAUGAGCUGGCACACUGACAUGCUCUGCCUAUGAUUCAUGUUCUUCAUUCAUACGUUCAUACAUUCUGCCUGUUCGUCUUCUCCGCCAGUUUGGUAGGCUACCACUUUACAAUGAGACUACCCUUAUAAAACAUUUAUGAAUGGUCUAUAAGUAGUUUAUUAAUUAGCUUGUUAACACUUUAUAAAUCAUUUAUAAGCUGUUAUAACACAAGAUAGAAAGUGCAACAGUGACCAAUUGCUUGCCAAAUAGUGAGCCCACAUGUAUCUGUACUGUACAGCCUCAUAUCUCAUUAGUGAGCUUUCUUUGUUUUCUCAACCAUCCAGCAUUUGCACCUGCUGCUUCAUCACAUGUUUCCUAAAUUUCUAGCAAUGAACCACCAUCAGGAUCUUAAUGGUCAGAAAGUUUGAUUUGGCGGAUCAAAUUAUGGCAGAUCACAUGAUCAUAUCAAGUGACCAGAUUCAUCCUCUAAGGCCUCGGUAUUGUUGUUUACCUUGACAUGUUCUCAGCAGCCGUCCUCAUUCUAAUCACAGCUGUUGAUCAGCUUGUUGUGCACAGUGGAUACUAACAUGGAGAUGCUUUCUGCUGGUUGGUCUCUUCUUUAGGACUUUAGCAUUCCAGGUAGAACACAGGUAAUAACCUUCCUUUACUUGUUGAACUGCUCACCCAUUCUUCGUCCCACUGUUCACAUCUCUGUGGCCUGUUGUUCACUGAGCUGAACCCCCCCCCAUUUGUCUUCAUUGUUAAAGACACAGUGUGUGUGCCAAACUGGUGUGUUGCAGCUAGAUAGUCCUGUCCUUGGUGAGAAAGUGCAGACAACCAACUAUGAAGAAAUUACUUCCCACAGAAUAUCCAAUUUAACUGUUAAGGCUUUUAUUCCCCCUUCAAAGGGUUAUACAUGGACAUGUGAAAUGGUAUAAGACAUAACAUAACACAUGUUUUAUCAGUCAGUGGUGGACAGUGUACUGUUUUAUGCUGCAGUCUGCUGGGUCAGCAGCAUGUCCGAUAUGAACACAAAGAGACUGGACAAGCUGGUAAAAAAGGCUGGGUCUGUGCUUGGCAGGAGUCUGGACUCACUCAGGACUGUUGUGGAGAGACACAUGCAAUGUAAGAUGGAGGCCAUCUUGGACAAUACCAACCAUCCUCUCCACAACAUUCUUGCAGGACAGAGAAGCAGCUACAGCUGCAGCAAACGUCUCAUCUCACUGCGCUGCAGAACAGAGAGGUUCAGGAGAUCCUUUGUUCCCACUGCCAUCAGGCUAUACAACACCUCAGCCAAAGGAAGUGGACUAAUCUAAUUAUUAUUGUAUAUUUAUUAUUAACUGUUUUUAUUAUUUUUUUUUUUAUCAACAAUGAGCUAAUGGACACAUGAAUUUCCCCUAGGGGAUAAAUAAAGUAUCUAUCAAUCUAUCUAUCUAUCUAUCUAUCUAUCUAUCUAUCUAUCUAUCUAUCUAUCUAUCUAUCUAUCUAUCUAUCUAUCUAUCUAUCUAUCUAUCUAUAACAUUUUAUAAGAAUAGGGAAUUGGUUCUGGAAUACAGGUACAUACAAUACAUAAAAUACAAUACAAUACUACAACUAAUGAUCUAUGUCUAUGUCCACAUAACCAUAAAAGACUGCAUGUCAAACACACAGGUAUUGAGAACACACAAGUAUAGUACUGCACAUGACCACAUUACUGGAUCAGGCUGCCUCAUGGUCUUCAGUGCUAGCUUGAACGAUUAGCUUCACAGGAUUCAGCUUUAACAGUGCAACAGAAAUGUAAUCUCUGGGGCAUCAUCAUACAAUAAUUCCACUCAAACAAGAACAAUAACAGGUGUUAGGUGCCAACUUACAUUAUUCUGUAUGCACACACAUGUCCACAAUAAUACAUCGCUUUCAGUUCGUAUCCCACAGUCUGUUCAGUGUGGCUCCAUCAGCACUAACAUGGCCAUACAAAUAAGGGGAAAAAUGGGUUAGUCUUUUACUGCCACUGCAGAGACAGGAGGUUUUAUACAUUCAUGUUUAAACAAACUUUUAUUUAUCAGUUACAAACAUUUAUAACUGGUAAAAGGGAGCCUUGUUGUAAAAUGUGAAACACAGCAUAAUUUACUAAGGAGUUACUAUAAGGCUGCCUUUUACCAGUUAUAAAUGGUAGUAACUCAUUAUUAACAUUAAUGAGUAGUUGAUAGAUAGAUAGAUAGAUAGAUAGAUAGAUAGAUAGAUAGAUAGAUAGAUAGAUAGAUAGAUAGAUAGAUAGAUAGAUAGAUAGAUAGAUUGGUAGAUAGAUAGAUAGAUAGAUAGAUAGAUAGAUAGAUAGAUAGAUAGAUAGAUAGAUAGAUAGAUAGAUAGAUAGAUAGAUAGAUAGAUAGAUAGAUAGAUAGAUAGAUAGAUAGAUAGAUAGAUACUUAAUUUAUGCCCUGGGGGAAACUCAGGAGCAAUUAAUAAGCAUUAACUUGAUCUUGGGAAAUAGUGAGCCUUCAACAAUGUAUGAAAAUUGUGUUAUAAUUAGUUUAUAAUUGUUUAUUUAUGAUUUAUAAAGUGCUAACAAGCAAUUUAAUAACCUAAUUUUAAACCAUUCAUAAAUCCUUUAUAAGAGUAGGCCUAGUCUUAUUGUAAAAUGGUACUGGCAGUUUACACUAUUACCUCAAUGUAACACACACUUGUCAGAUUGAAAUGUUCAAGCCAACUUUUAUAUUUUUCCAGGAUGAUGUGCACAGUCAUGUAUUAUAAUACAUUUGAGAGUCAUUGAGAUAUUCAUACAUUAAUAUAAUAUGAUAUGAUAUAAUUCAUACAGUCUGAAACAAGUUGUUUUAUUUUCAAGCAGACUAAAAGAAAGUACAGACUUACCGACUUGUUCAGUCCUUAUAAAUUUGUAAACUGAGGGUUAGUUGUUUGUUGAAAACCCUUAAUCCACAAAACUGCUGACUGCUGACUCUGUUGAAAGCAUAACGUUGUGUUUGAAGAAUAUUGUGACAUUCAAAUAUA
This is a messenger RNA of Seriola aureovittata, 6170 nucleotides long. It is a transcript of the gene ccdc85ca, whose product is annotated as coiled-coil domain containing 85C, a. Lineage: Eukaryota; Metazoa; Chordata; Actinopteri; Carangiformes; Carangidae. Gene Ontology annotation, cellular component: apical junction complex. Bases 1088 to 2161 code for a protein of 357 amino acids. The transcript has 5 exons. The record is from RefSeq and is a predicted model, not a curated record.